AUGGCUGCGCAUGUUGCAGACCUUUGCUCCCGGGGCAUGAUCGGCGAUGACAUGGCUGUUGAACUCUUGAGACCUUCCUCGAAUCCUACGUACUCGUCUCAUUACCUUGCAUCACACCCUGAUCAUACAAGUGAGCAACCGGAAAUGACCAGUCUCGUCACAGCAGAGCGCCAUCGGGCGAAACGAGACAAGGAGAUGGAGCAGUUCCUUGAGGACUUCAAAGCUGGAAGAAUCGACGAAUGGGCUAACGCUACUGCACCGAAGCCCACCGCCGGGACUGAGCAGCCAGCUGUCGAAGAGCAUUGCAUUGACUUAGUGGCUGUGACGAUCGGUCAUAACGAAAGUGAUGACGAGAGCUCGGAGUUGACAGAUGCAAGCGUCAGCCAAAUGCAGCUCGAGAAACCUGAAGCCUCACCACACAAAACCUCAUUACCAGAAUCAUCGGCACCAGCGCCAGCAUCGGAGCCAGGUUCGGCUACCAUACCACCGAAGACACAAACAAGGAGGCAAGAGAUCAAAUCCGAACCCCUCAAACACAGUCCUGGUGCCCUCGACUACUCUGGGUUUAAGUACGGCGAGCUCGUCGCCGAGUGUCGAAGGCGCAAGAUCCUGGGUGAUGGCAGUUCGCAAACAGUUCGCAACCGCCUGAUACAGGAUAACAUCAACGCCAGGCAGAGUCUACCAAGGGCGUUCAUCGGGUAUAAGGGAAAUCUCAGAGACAGUCAUAAGCAUAGAACACUUGCUGCGAUGCAAGGGGCUGUUGAGUAG
This is a messenger RNA of Ascochyta rabiei, 768 nucleotides long. RefSeq lists its product as uncharacterized. The coding region runs from base 1 to 768 and encodes 255 amino acids. The transcript has a single exon. Lineage: Eukaryota; Fungi; Ascomycota; Dothideomycetes; Pleosporales; Didymellaceae. The record is from RefSeq and is a predicted model, not a curated record.